Messenger RNA from Eruca vesicaria subsp. sativa (arugula), 1131 nucleotides. The record is from the annotation of a GenBank genome assembly. NCBI's taxonomy places the organism in Eukaryota, Viridiplantae, Streptophyta, Magnoliopsida, Brassicales, Brassicaceae.
GUCAACAAACUAAACUAAACUAAACUAAACUCUUUGGUCGGUCCAAAGACUAAUAGCCUGUCGUAAUAAUAUUUUCUUUUUUAUAACCGCUUGGUUUUAACCGGGUUUGGGCUCUCCGGCGACGGCUAAAACCUGCAUCUCAUUAGAAAACAGAGUAUUUAAUAGCUGAGAGAGAAGAGAAGUGACGAGGGUUGAUUGAAAAAUCUAAAGGUAUCAGAUGGGAAGCAGCAACAGAAUCGGGGAGCAGAAAAAGCAAAUGGCAGAACUGAGCAAAAACCUUAAAGAAGGUGAGAGGAUUCUGGAGCCAACACGUAGACCUGAUGGUACUCUCCGCAAACCCAUCCGGAUUCGAGCUGGAUAUGUUCCUCAAGAUGAAGUUGUCGCUUAUCAGUCCAAAGGUUCUUUGAUGAAGAAGGAGCUGGCCUCACUAGGACUUCCAGGUUAUGAACCGGAUCCAACUCCUAAACCAAAGACGAAAGCUGCUAAGAAGAACGAACGUAAGAAAGAGAAGAGAUUACAGGCUGCUGCGCAGAAAGGUACCAGCUCUGAGGAUGGAUCAGCUAGUUAUGUUGUAGACAAGGAAGAAGCUGUUCACAUUGUGACUCCAAACGAUGGAUCCCAAUCUGUGAAUGCAGUGGUUUCUGGUCUAGAGGCUUUAGACGUUUCUUCAAAUAAUGACGUAGCGUCUUCGGACCUUGGAGAAGCACCCAAUCCAGUAACUGCAAGAGAAGACACUGAGAAAAGAAUACGUGCACUUAAGAAAAAAAUUCGACUCACAGAAGCUCAACAGCAGAAGACUGCUCCCAAAGACCUUAAGCCGGAGCAAUUGGAGAAGUUCUCUAAGUUGGAGGAAUGGAGGCAAGAACUCAAGGCUUUGGAGGAUAAGGAGGCUUAGCUUUCUGCAGCAUCAACAUGAAUUGUCUAGCUUUUAAACAGGUUGUAGCUUUUCUCAUGAAAUUGCUGGAACCAAUCCAAAUUUGUAUGAGUGAACAGAAGGUUGUUCUUGAAGUUUUCGUCAGAAAUCUGGUUAAUGAACUUGCCACAUUGCUUAAUUUCUGAAGGAAAUUGAUAUUACUUUGUGUUUUGUCCUUGCUCAAAGCCUAGGAUUUUAAUGAGAUGCUUUAAAGUUGC